AAAAUGGCUGACCUAGCAACCGCGGCGUCUGGAGAUGCACUUCACGACAGUGGGGAUGGGAAUGACAUCAGGGUUGCUGGUCACCAUGGUAAUCAGAACAGGAUGGAGAAAGCUUCGCAGGGAAAAAAGAUGCAGUUCCUUCGAACCGCGGAGAACCUCAGGAGACAGGUUGACAAACUUGAAAAAGAAAAGGGCCUCAGUAAUCAAAGCAGGAAUUUGUUUCGAGAUGACUCCGGAACGAUAGAAGACUUGGAAAGCAAACUCACGCAUGACCGUACAACGGAGGUAACGAAGCUGCAGCAGCAGCUGAAGAAAACGCGCGCCGGUGUGACCCGGUUCCAGAGACAGCUGAUGGAUGUGAAGCCCACGCCAGAACUAAUUGAGAAGCUGAAAGAGAUCAUGACCGAAGUUGAAAAUUCCAUCCGCACUUUCAAAGAAGAUAAACACCAGAGCUACGAGGAGCUCUUGAAGAGAGAGUACACGUGCUGGCAGGAGGUGUGCACCCUGGAGAAGAAGAUCGGGGCGUGGGCCUUGGCCGGGGCGUCGGGUUCGAAGGCCCCCCUGGCCCCCCCGGCCCACGCGGCCAAGGUGUGCCUGCCCAACGCGCUGCCCCCCGAGGUGAACGAGCUGGAGCGCUUCCUCCUGCUGACGGGGGGGCGGCAGGGGGGGUGGGACCAGUACGACCACGAGGUCUUCCUCCGGGAGCGGGGCAAGAGGAGCGGGCGGGACGUCCUCCCCCACGUGCCGGGGAAGCGGGGGGAGGAGGUGGUGCAGCACGAGGAGUGGUACCAGAGGCUGCUCCUCCUCGAGGAGAAGAAGAGGGAGGCGAUCCUCAAAUGGAGGACUCAGAAGGAGCGGAGCAGAGAGCAGGAGCUGAGGCGGCAGAAGGAGGAGGAGGAGGCGGCGAGGCGGGAGGAGGCGGAGCUGGCGGAGGCGCAGCAGCGGCAGGAGGAGGAGGAGCGGCGGGAGGCGGCAGCUCGGCUGGAGGCCUGGAAGGCCGAGAGGAGGGCCCAGGAGGACACGGAGCGGGAGAAGCAGGUCCGGGAGGAGGUGCUCCACAGGAAGAAGGCCAAGGAGGAGCGGCGCAGGCAGCAGGAGGCCAAGCUGGCCCUGGAGGCGCACAUGCGUGCGCGGAGGCAGCAGCAGGAGCUGCUCCUCAUGGAGAGGGAGUACCAGGAGCAGGAGGAGAUGGAGGAGAGACAGAGGGCUGCUGCCGUCGGGAUUAAAAUCUUCCAGGAAAGGGAUCUUUUCAGGCUGGAGGUAAAACUGCAGGAGAAACAGAUCAAGGAGGAGGAGGAGGCAGAACGACAGAAGAGGCUGGCCAAGAUGAAGGAGAAAGUGGAAGCGCACGUCAGCCGCGACCCGUCCAGACUGUGCAAGCCCACCCAGGGGUGGCAGGAACGUACCAAAGUCGUCGGGCCGACGGGGGGAGGACCCGUGUCGCAGAGGUUCCACAGAGCUGUGCCGAGCUGGAGACGAGACUUAUGACCGGGAGCCCCGCCCCGCCCCGCCCCGCCUUCCAGAACGGCCCUCCACAUUCGUGUACGCCUUCACGUGCAGGAUGGACUUGCACACUGCAGAAACAUUAUUUUUAUGUCUGGCAUGUCAUUUUGCUAUCAAGCUGCUUUGUAUUGAAUGUAUUAAUGUAUUGGACACUUGGAAGAGUCAUUCAAUUUUUUUUUUACAUCGUCACAAUGAUUUGAUAGCUGUAUCAAUAAUGUAUGAACCCUGCUUCCUUUUACUCUGAUGGUACUGGGUCAGUUUCCACCUCAUCCUCCAGCUCUUGUGCUGUAAGUUGUCUUUACCAGGCUUUUCUGUAUGGUCCCUUCUGUACGAUAUUCCGAACACACACCUCAAAAGCAGGAACACCAGGAAAAACGGGAAUGGAACGUGUGUACGGAGCAAGUUGCUAAACUGAACAAAUGGUGCUAAAAUGUAAGCAUACAGAGUAGUUUUAGCAAGCAUAUUUUAAAAGCAACAGACGCAAAUGUAGAGCCACAUUUUAAAUAAUGUAUAACAUGAUGAAGUUCCAGCAGCAUGUAUACAGUAUUAUAUCCAAUACUUUCACUUAAAUAUUAAAAAGGUACGACUGUGCAGACUUAUAACCAUUAUCAAACUGCAUUCAGCGGUGAAACCGAAGGACUCAAUCUCAAAUACUGCUGCUAAGAUAUAAAAGCAAAAAUAAUUAUACUUGAAAAUUUCAGUCUAGUCUCCUCUAUCAAUAUUGCAUUUUCUACAUACAUUUGAUCUCAGAAAAUGAGGCUACGUGUAGAUCUGUGUCUUACCGACUGCUGAUGAAAUGUUCUACAGUGCUGUGACUCAUUUCUCCUUACAACUUCGCCAUUUCUGCUGUAAGAAAAAUAAAGUAAAAUGUCUAUCCCUGAUGGUUUACUUCCUCAUUGCACAUAUUAACGCAACAAUGUUCUGGGUCUGCAUUACUCUACAUCACCCGGUCCUGUGUGUCAGAACCACCAGUUUUUUUUGUCUUAAAUCUGUUCCGAUAUGUGACAGACUGCUUUAUUAAAGCUAACUUUCAGAGUUUUAAUGCAAGCAUAAAAUAUCAUGUAGGAAAUUGGGGCACAGCAAAUCAUACACAUC
This is a messenger RNA of Anguilla anguilla (European eel), 2598 nucleotides long. RefSeq names its product coiled-coil domain-containing protein 112. The transcript has 10 exons. Bases 4 to 1488 code for a protein of 494 amino acids. The record is from RefSeq and is a predicted model, not a curated record. Lineage: Eukaryota; Metazoa; Chordata; Actinopteri; Anguilliformes; Anguillidae.